This is a messenger RNA of Chaetomium fimeti, 1713 nucleotides long. Its product is annotated as Alpha/Beta hydrolase protein. Gene Ontology annotation, biological process: epoxide metabolic process. The transcript has 4 exons. The record is from RefSeq and is a predicted model, not a curated record. Lineage: Eukaryota; Fungi; Ascomycota; Sordariomycetes; Sordariales; Chaetomiaceae. Gene Ontology annotation, molecular function: epoxide hydrolase activity. Bases 321 to 1565 code for a protein of 414 amino acids.
CUGUCUUCAAUCAAUGUCGUCAUGCCAUUUUACCUUGAUGAGUGGGAUUGACUCAUUUUCUCACCCAUACCCUCGACUACCGACAGAAACUUAGCCCCAUUAGGGGUAAAACCCCUUGAUUUCGUUGUACCCAAGUCCUUGGCGUCAGCAGAGGUGGAGGUCUUGUUAAUCCUCCCUGACAAAUCCACCACCACAGAUCUACACGUGGUGAUCUCCUUUGUGUCUUGUUGUUGCAGGUAUAAAAGGCUCGACACGACCGAAAGAGAUGUAGCGCCCAACUUGACAGCCUCGCCUUAUCACAACCCGUAAAAUAACCAACAAUGGUCGACGCUGGCUUCGGACUCGUGCCCCUUGGCACCCCGGGAACCCCGGCCCCGUUUACCCUUCACGUUCCGGGCAGUGACAUUCACCAACUAUCUAGCCUCGUCAAGAGUGCUGUCGUCGGGGUGCCUUCGUAUUACAACACGCACAACGCCACGGACGGGCCGGACCACGCCUUUGGCGCUUCACGGGACUGGUUCGCCCAGGCGGCUCAUGUGUGGGCCAACGACUUCGACUGGCGCGAACACGAGAAGUACUGGAACACGUUCCCCCAGUUCACCAUCAACGUCACGGCGCCCUCGGACGGCCAGGUUUUCGACCUCCAUUUCGCGGCCCUGUUCUCCCAGAAUCCGGAUGCCGUGCCCAUCAUCCUGUCCCACGGCUGGCCGAGCUCGUGGCUGGACUUCAUCCCCAUCUUUGAGCUGCUCGCCGAGAAGUACACGCCCGAGACGCUGCCGUACCACAUCAUCACCCCUUCGAUUCCGGACUAUGGACUCUCCACCCGCAACCAGCUGACGGAGACGGAACUGAACUUCUCCAAGGCCGCCGAGGCGCUCAACGAGCUGAUGAAGGCUCUGGGCUUCAACGCGUACAUCGCGCAGGGCGGUGAUGUGGGAUCGGGCAUCACGGCGGCGAUCGGGGCCGAGCAUGACGAGUGCAAGGCUGUCCACUUCAACAACUUCCUCCUCACGGACACGGAGCGGGCAGGCGUCGCGGAGCUGCCCGUCACUCCCCAGGAGAAGGCCUCACUCGCGGCCGGUGCCGAGUUUGCUUACUCGGGCACCGGCUACAUGCUGGAGCAGGGGACCAAGCCGGGGGCCAUCUCGCUGGUGCUGAUGUCGGGUCCGAUGGCCUUGCUGGGGUGGAUCGGUUCGAUGUACGCCGAAGCCACCAAUACCCCCCUCGACGUCAUCCUUCAGCAGGUCUCGUGGUACUGGUACACCAAGUCCUACGGCCGCGCGCUGUGGGCGUACCGCUCCGCCUGGGAGGCGAUACUGCGGGAUGUCCCGGACAAGUUGCCCUCCCCGCUGCAGAUCACCAACAAGCCCAUCGGGUAUUCGUUCUUCCCGGACGAGCCGUUGGCGGUGGCAAAAUCGUGGUUGGAACACUGGUUUCCAGAGAAUCUGGUGUUUCACCGGGCCCAUGAAAAGGGUGGGCAUUUUGCGGCGUUCGAAGUACCCGAGGCCUUUUUGGGGGAUGUGGAGGACUUUGUUGCCGCGGUCAAGACCAAGAUCAGCUUUUAGGGUCCCCGGUAUUGAUAAGGGGGAAGUUGCCUGUCCGGUGAGGGCUGAACCACUGAUGAAGGCAAUGCCACCACAUUAGGUACCUAGGUAGUUGAAGCCGGCUCUCUCACAGUCACUAUCGGAUUACGAAUUUAAGGCCUCCUUGCCC